Messenger RNA from Fraxinus pennsylvanica, 771 nucleotides. NCBI's taxonomy places the organism in Eukaryota, Viridiplantae, Streptophyta, Magnoliopsida, Lamiales, Oleaceae. The record is from the annotation of a GenBank genome assembly.
AUGUUGGAGGGGUAUGCCUCCUCUCUUCCUCUACCAGCCUUCUUAUUAGAAGGCACUGGCUUUGGGGUCAACGGUGUUCGGUCCUAUUCUUUAUCAUGCCCAAGAUUAAUAAGAAAUCCUAUUUUAAAAUCUUCAAGUUGUAACCUCCUCAAUUUGAGGUCCUAUGUUGGCCGUAAUUCGGGAAACAGUCCUCAUACUGACAAUAAUGACAACGAAGAUGACCAGGAUGCUUAUGAAGUCUCUGUUGAGCCUGAAAGUUGGGAUGACAGCACUGAGAUAGAGAUAGAAAAGACAGGCAAGAAUAGCCGUAGAAUACGAUCAAAGGUAAACGUGGAGGCCAGCCUGCAAACUGUCUGGGACAUCUUGACAGAUUACGAAAGGUUGGCUGACUUUAUUCCUGGCCUUGCAGUCAGCCGCUUGCUUGAGAAGAGUGAUAAUUUUGCCCGUCUCUUUCAGAUUGGGCAGCAGAAUUUGGCAUUUGGACUCAAAUUCAAUGCCAAAGGUGUUAUUGAUUGUUAUGAGAAAGACCUUCAGACUCUUCCCAAUGGCCAGAAGCGUGAUAUUGAGUUCAAGAUGAUUGAGGGCGACUUUCAACUGUUUGAAGGAAAAUGGUCUGUUGAACAGGGAGUGGAAUGCAAUACAGAAAGUGAACGAAGUGGUUCUAUCGUUGGCCAGGAUUUGCAAACAACGCUUUUGUAUUCUGUUGAUGUGGAACCCAAAUUGUGGUUGCCUUUGGCUUUGCUGAUUAUCCCUAAGAAUAAAAUAACAUGA